Toxorhynchites rutilus septentrionalis is the source of this 1847-nucleotide messenger RNA. Its product is annotated as cytochrome P450 4C1-like. The record is from RefSeq and is a predicted model, not a curated record. The transcript is spliced from 8 exons. The coding region runs from base 122 to 1654 and encodes 510 amino acids. Gene Ontology annotation, molecular function: iron ion binding; monooxygenase activity; heme binding. Lineage: Eukaryota; Metazoa; Arthropoda; Insecta; Diptera; Culicidae.
UCUGCUCCGUUAACUUCAGCAAUUGCCGUUAGCGCUAGUCGAGCCUUUCAAGCUGCCCGAAGCACACAGCACAGUUUAAGUUUGGAUCUGUAUCCAGGUGCAGCAAAGUGUUUCGUUCAGAAUGUCUGAACUAUUCACGAUCAUCUGUGGCGUAGUGACGUUUCUCAUCUUCGCUCCGCUGCUUCAGUGGUGCGUGAAAAGGGUCCAAUAUGCCCAAAUAAUCGACAAGAUUCCCGGUCCGAAGGCUUACCCGCUGAUCGGAACAACCUACGCCUUCUUCGGGAGAAAAACACAUGAGAUCUUCUACAUAAUAGAUGAACGCACACGGCGCUAUCCGAACAUCCAUCGAAUCUGGACUGGAAUGACGCCGGAAGUGAGGAUUACCAAAGCGGAAUACGUCGAAGCGGUAAUCGGCGCCAGCAAGCAUAUCGAAAAAUCUCGAGGAUACAAAUUUCUUAGUGAGUGGCUCGGAGAAGGAUUACUGACCUCGAAAGGUGAACGCUGGUUCAAACAUCGUAAGCUCAUUACACCCACAUUUCAUUUCAAUAUUCUGAACGGCUUCUGCGAUGUGUUUGGCGAGAAUGGGUCCAUCCUCGCCAAGCGUCUCGAUGCGUUCGCAAACACCGGCCAACCGGUGGACGUGUACCCGUUUAUAACCAAAGCCGCACUGGACAUAAUCUGUGAAACUGCCAUGGGAGUCAAUGUCAACGCCCAAACGGAUGAUGACAACGAGUAUGUGAAGGCAGUUUACGCACUGAGUGAACUUUUUCUAGAACGUUUGGUACGACCCUGGUUACAUCCCGAUAUGUUCUUCAAACUUUCACAAUACGGACACGAUUUCGAUAAAGCCUUAGGCGUCCUUCACGGCUACACGAAGCAGGUCAUUCGUGAGCGAAAGGAAGCCCUCCGGCAGGAACAAAUCGGCACAGGAAAUGGUGAUCCGGCGGAAAAGAAAGAUGUCUUCGGUGUGAAAAAGCGAUUGGCUUUUCUCGAUUUGUUGCUGCAGGGAAAUGAAGAAAAUAAUCAACUCACGGAUGAGGAUGUACGCGAGGAGGUCGAUACGUUUAUGUUCGAGGGCCACGACACUACAACCGCUGGCAUGAGCUGGGCGCUGUUCCUGCUAGGGCUACAUCCUGACGUGCAGGAUAAAGUGCACCAGGAACUCGAUUCCAUUUUCGCCGGCUCGGACCGACCAGCCACAAUGAAAGAUCUGAACGAAAUGAAACUGUUGGAACGCUGCCUGAAGGAAACGCUUCGAAUCUUUCCAUCAGUGGCGUUUUUUGGCCGCACACUAAGCGAGGACAUCACGCUUGGGGGUUAUCACAUUCCAGCACGUACCAUUGUCGGAAUCCAAGCGUAUCAUGUGCAUCGUGAUGAAAGAUUUUUCCCAGAUCCGGAGAAAUUCGACCCGGAUCGCUUCCUGCCGGAAAACACCGAAAACCGCCAUCCCUACGCAUACAUCCCGUUCAGCGCGGGUCCACGAAACUGUAUCGGACAAAAGUUUGCCCUACUCGAGGAGAAAAGUCUCGUCUCGGCGGUGCUGCGGAAGUUUAAGGUGCGCUCGGCAAACACCCGUGAUGAGCAGCGAAUUAAUCAUGAGCUUAUCACCCGACCCAAGGAUGGCAUAAGGCUUUACUUGGAAAGACGCGAUUAACGCUCGUCACGGGGUUACUGAUUUGUCGUGUAACUUUGCAAUCGCAAAAAAAAAUCGUUUAAGUUCCAUUUGGCGGGAACCAUACCUUUAUCUUGAUUGAAACAUGUCUAAUAUAUUAAAUGCGAGCUGAGCACAGUUUAUGUGACACGGGUAUCUGGUUACAAUAAUAUGUGCAGCGGUUCGAUAAACGAGA